Salvia splendens (bonfire salvia) is the source of this 2514-nucleotide messenger RNA. RefSeq lists its product as uncharacterized. The coding region runs from base 1 to 2514 and encodes 837 amino acids. Gene Ontology annotation, molecular function: zinc ion binding; aspartic-type endopeptidase activity; nucleic acid binding. The record is from RefSeq and is a predicted model, not a curated record. Lineage: Eukaryota; Viridiplantae; Streptophyta; Magnoliopsida; Lamiales; Lamiaceae. The transcript has a single exon. Gene Ontology annotation, biological process: proteolysis.
AUGCCACCACGAAGAGUUGGCAGACUACGAGGCCGAGGACGUGGAAGGGACCGAGGACAAGCCCAAAACAACCUUCCGGUUUAUGAUGAGGAAGUACGAGAGGAAUGGGAUGAAGUAACACCACCUCCAUCGCCAAUUCCACCCCCGCCACCACCACAACCACAGGAUCGUCGGAUUGAGGAAAUGUUUCUGAGACAGAACCCACCAACGUUUAACGGGUUGGGAGACCCAAUGGUGACAGAAACAUGGAUCCGUGCACUGGAACGUGUCUUUAACUUCUUACACUGCACGGACCAGGAGCGGUUGUCCUGCGUGACUUUCCAAUUAACUGGACCCGCAGAUUUCUGGUGGGAAGCAAAGAAAAAGACUAUGGGUCCAAUGCAUGUAGAGGAAAUGACUUGGGAAGAAUUUAAAACUGAGAUCUAUGAGAAGUAUAUUCCCAAGAGCUACAGGAAGAAAAAGGAGGUUGAAUUCUAUCAUCUGAAGCAAGGACGAAUGUCGGUGACAGACUAUGACCGAAUGUUCUGUGAAAUGGCACGGUACGCCCCAGAUCAGGUAGAUACCGAUGCCAAGAUGGCUGAGAAAUUCUGUACUGGCUUGAGACAUGAGAUACGCAUGACGCUGGCUAGCCACGAAGGACUGUUCUACACUGAGGCUCUGGGACGAGCACUGGACAUCGAGGCAGCCAUGCCAGGGGAAAAGACUGCCCCAGCCGUGAACCCUACUCAGUCCCAACCAUCUAGGGACAAGAGAAAGUGGGAAGGACCACAGGCUCAACCUGAUUUAAAAAAAAGAGGGGGAUAUGGACCAAGCAGGCCACAAUAUGGCGGGUACCAGACUACCCCUGGACCUUACAAGGGGAACCCGUCAAAAACCAGUCCGUGUCCUAGAUGCAACAGGCUGCAUGGCGGCAUCUACAAGGCAGGGGCUGAUACCUGCUUCAAUUGCGGAGGAGCUGGACACUUUGCUAAGAACUGUCCAAGCAAGAACUCAGGGACGGGAGCAAGAUCUAACCCGUCAACUCAGCGCCCGCAACUGCGCGCAAUGAAUGUCCAGGAUGGAUCAAAUUCACAGCGGAUACCAAGGAAUCAGCAGCAGAGGCCAAAACUCCCAACACAGGCUCGAGCUUAUGCAAUGAGGCAGAAGCAGCCCGAGCUGAACCAGGGAAAUUUGGCAGGCAUGGGUAAGCUUUUCAACACACCCGUUAUGCUUCUGUUUGAUACUGGUGCUUCACAUUCUUUUAUAUCUGCUCAUUGUGUAACUACUCUGAAACUCGAUACAAAAGAAUCUGAACAUAGGAUGGAAGUAGUUUCCCCAGUAGGAGGGCGGAUAGAAAUAUCUCGCACUUGCUCGAACUUAGAAAUCACUCUGGGCGAACUUAAGGUUGUAGCAGACAACCUUAGUGUUAUGAUUAUGUGGGAUGUAGACAUAAUCCUAGGAAUGGUCUGGCUGGCUAAAAACCAGGCCACCAUCUUAUGCAAGGAAAGGCAAAUUUCCUUUAGAAACCCCGAAGGAGAAACCACUCGUUUACACGGAAUCUCCAUGGGAACCCAAAAGUCUGUAGUAUCAAUGCUGCAAGCCAGCAAGUUGAUAAAGAAGGGAAGCCCGGCAUACCUUGUUUACUUGAACAAAGAAGAGAAAGAGGAGAGGAAAUUGGAAGAAGUCGAGAUCGCUCGUGAAUUCCCGGACGUUUUCCCUGACACUCUACCUGGCCUACCGCCAGACAGACAAGUGGAAUUCACGAUAGAUCUAGAACCAGGAUCCGCCCCGGUGUCGAAAGCACCAUAUCGAAUGGCUCCAAAGGAACUGGAUGAACUUAAGGUGCAGUUGCAAGAACUCCUGGACCUGGGAUUCAUCAGACCCAGCGUCUCACCAUGGGGAGCACCUGUACUGUUCGUGAAGAAGAAAAACGGGACCAUGAGGAUGUGUGUAGAUUACCGAGAGCUUAAUAAGUUGACUCUCAAGAACAAGUACCCGUUACCCAGGAUCGAUGAUCUGUUUGAUCAGCUCAAGGGAGCCAGUGUGUUAUCCAAAAUGGACCUGAAGUCAGGAUAUCACCAACUGAAAAUUAAGCCAGAGGAUGUGCCCAAGACGGUCUUCCGAACUAGAUACGGUCACUAUGAAUUUACUGUGGUGCCAUUUGGACUAACGAAUGCACCAGCAAUAUUCAUGGAUUUUAUGAACCGCGUCUUCCAUCCAUAUCUAGACAAGUUUGUCCUAGUCUUUAUCGACGAUGUGUUGAUAUACUCUAAAAACAAAAAGGAACAUGAGGAACACCUGCGGCUUGCCCUAGAAACACUACGGGCAGAAAAGCUGUACGCCAAAUUCAGUAAGUGCGAAUUUUGGCUCAAGGAGGUGAAUUUUCUCGGACAUAUUGUGACAGCAGAAGGAAUCCGAGUGGAUCAUGCUAAAGUGGAAGCAGUACGGAAUUGGAAGGCGCCGACAACGCCUAAUGAGAUCCGAAGUUUCCUCGGACUAGCUGGCAACUACAGAAGGUUUAUUGAAGGAUUAUAA